Messenger RNA from Amoebophrya sp. A120, 1472 nucleotides. The record is from the annotation of a GenBank genome assembly. Lineage: Eukaryota; Dinophyceae; Syndiniales; Amoebophryaceae.
AGGAUACUGAAAUGAAUGUGCGUUGUUGACGAGGAUGUUCUUGAAAAGAGGUUUUUUCACGGUGCGCGAUAUCAAGCACCCUAGUUGUAACAUCGCGCCAGGUCGUCUAUUCAGAAGGAGCUUACUAAGUCAUAUUCAAAACAAGAACCUGCCUCUCCUUUUACCGUCUGUUUUUGUGCAUAUUAACGCUAACACAAGUAGACAAGUGGGUAACAUUAAUGCCGUGAACGUAAAGCUGAUGGGCGACAGCGUGGGCUGGGACGGUCCGCCAGUGGUAGCAGACGCGCAGUUUUGGGCCGCACCCGCUCCUACUCAUGCACAACCGCUUGCAAAUGGGUAUGGCACUACAUCUUCCGAUGCCAGGAAUUGGCACGGCAGCGCCAAAGGUGAUUCGUAUCUAGAGACUUAUCACAGCGACCACAAGGGGAAAAACUAUGGGUCUGCAAAAAACCACGGCAAAUCUGCAAAGAGUGGGCGCGCGAAGGAGAACUUCGGCAAUCAUACCACCGACCACAAAGGGAAGCAAGGCAAUCGCAGUCGCGGCAAACCGGGUAAUAUCAGGUCCUUGUUUUCGAACGCAGCUCCGAGCGGGGCACGCUCGCGGGGCGGCAGGAGGCAAGAGCUCUUGUCUGUGGAUGUAGAUGGUACUGUGGCGAAUAUUACAAAGCGCAUUGAGUUCGCGGAGACUCAUGGUAAAAAGGGCAGCUCAGCGUAUUGGGAAGCUUUGUUGGAUGGUGAGUACUACCAUCUCGACGAGCCGAUCGUUUGGUGCCGGACCUUUCUCCGGGCCUGGAGCGGCAUGACGCCGUUUGACGAGCACAAAGACGCCAUUUUAUCCUCGUCGGCGAAGGAUGGAAAUAGUCAUGCGCCCGCGCCUGUCGCCAUGGACGUCGACUCAGGCAACGCUUCCUCGUCAUCGAGCUCUGGCACGGGCGAUCUGGCGAAUGUGCAGGUUCCUCCACCCCCACAAGCUUCUAGUAGUGGAAGCGCACGAGCCGUGAUUUACGUGUCCGGUCGGCGCAUGGGUACGGAGGAGCAAACGCGGGACUGGUUGCGGCAGCACGGUUUUCCGGAUGGGGAAAUUCGGCACCGACCUCGAGGGGUUCGCUCCAUGUUGUGGAAGCGCGAUGUGCUCGCGGAGCUGAAGCAAAGGCAUAAAAUCGUGGCGCACAUCGGAGACCGAGAUGACGACACCGAUGCUGCGGCGCAAGCGGGGGUGCGAGGCAUUUUCGUCUAUCCGGAUUUGUGGCUGACAAGGCGACAGGCGGAAGGCAGGGGGGUAAGCGACCUGAUAACUGUAUUUCGUGAGGACGGUGGUGAGGCAUAAGACAAUUUUUCUUCGCCGACAAAAUAAGCGACUUUUUUAUGCGUGUGGUCAAAGAUAAAGCGACAGGCGCAGGUGGUUCUCGCUACGAAAUAGCAGGACGCAGACGCGCCAGAGCCAGUGUAGUUUUUCUUCUCAAGAGCGAAAU